Molecule: messenger RNA, 2027 nt
Organism: Lucilia cuprina (Australian sheep blowfly)
Lineage: Eukaryota; Metazoa; Arthropoda; Insecta; Diptera; Calliphoridae
Exons: 1
Coding region: 487-1845 (452 amino acids)
Source: RefSeq, a predicted model, not a curated record
CAUAACAAAACACUGAAGAAGAAAGUGCAAAGCAGAUGUAACAAAAAGUGCAUAAUUUUUAGGAAAAUCUCUGAAAUUCUAACUAAAAUUUAUAAUUGUUGAUAAAUAAUAUAUAAAUGUAAACUUUUUAUGAUAUAAAAUAAAUCGUUAUUAAAAGAAAAGUGUAAAAUAUAUGAAAAACAACAAAAUAACAUUAUGCAAGUGUAAACGCAAUGAAAAAAAGAAAAACAAACAAAACUGUACUUUGGUGGUUGCAAUUAAGAAAAAAAGUCAAAGGAGCAGCAAUAGCAGCACCCCAAGUUGUGAAAUUUGAUAAAUAAAAGAAACUACACAAUAAAAAAGAAACGUAAAAACAAACAAAAAAAUAUAAAAGUGUUUUAAUUUAAAAUAAUGAAGGCGUUUUAAAAAAAAGCAACAGACAUGAGUGAAGUUAAAGUAUAAUUUGUGACUUUUUACAAAAAUUGUUUAAAAACAAAACACACAGACAUGGCACCCAAGGUUCCAGAAAAACAACAUACUCAACAGCCACAGCAACAUCAGCUGCACAACCAUCAAAAGCCGCUUCACAACAAUUCUAUUGUUAUCAAACAUUCCAAUCCCUUUCACAUCUCAGCCCAUACUUUAUGCCACAACAAACGUUUAAAAUUAAAACGUUCCAAAUAUGGGGAGUAUUUGCGAAAUUUUUAUAGAAACAAUCGGCCGAUACCUAUACAAAAACCGCCCGGCCACAAGACUGAGGUGCGUAGAAAAAAAUUAAAUAGUUUAAAGGCCAAUGUGACCAUAGAUCUUUUGUCGGAUGAUGAGGAGCAGGGGACAAAUAGCAAAACAGGAGAACAAUCUGUGAUUGUUUAUCCUGGCCGCAUGUGUUUAGAAAGAGCGGCAAUAUUAGGUUUAAUGCCAGUAGAGAGGGCCAUUAACCCACCGCCCUUAGUACCGAUAGUAAACAAUAAGCGGCAGCCGCCUCAACUAAACAUACAACCUCAGUUAAUUGUUAACCAGCCACAGCAACAACAACAAUAUAUACAACAACCUUUCCUGCUGAUGCCAAUGCCACAAAAUCCACCAGCGCCGCAACCUCGCAAACGUAAAUCCAGACCUCAAAAGCGACGUUCUUUACCAAAUCCUCCCAAAGCUCCCAUACUACUCAAUCAUGAAUCUAUAGUAUUGAGUGACGAUAGCAAUGAUGUACCCUUCGCCAUGCCGGGACCACCUUUAUCUACAUUGUCUAUGGCUUUACUACAACCGCCAGAAAUAUCUGUGACAUGUCCUACCUCCUCUCAAAUACCCUGCCUGCCUCAACAGAAUACUAUGCAAGUCGAUGAAGAGGUAACCAUUUCACUGGUACCUCGCUCUCUCAACGCCACCACCUGUGCAAGUCGCACAUCGCUAAAUAAUUCCCAUACUUUAGCGGAACAUCAACAGGAAGUAUUUCCCAUGCUACCCGAUGAGACAACAGUUCAUACCGUGAUAGCUAAUCGUAUUUAUGAACUGUCUCUCACCAAACUUCGGGAGGGUUUAGCUUCUUGCGGUAUACCCGAAUUCGCUGAUGGCCAGCAGAAAAUAUCACCACAAAGACGUAAGGGUAUGGUGCAACAGCCUCCGGUGGUCUCACCACCUCAGGCUCCCAUAUCUCUGAAAUUAUCUAGCGAUUUAAGCAUUUCAUUGAUCUCAGACGAUGAAGACGAUACCCGCCAAAAGAAUCGCCAACAUGAGCCCAUACUAAGUCCCGCCUUUUUACAAAAGUUACCUGUAAAUGUGUCGAUAGCACCGGUGCCCAUGAGACCACCACCACCAACAACAAAUAAUCAUCAUUCAACUGAACCCAGAAAACUUAAAUUGGGUUAAGUCUUAAUGUCUGUUCUCAUUAAUCGAGUCAUUUUUUUUUUAAUACAUACAUACGUCCCCUAUCAUAAUCAUUCCUUACAACAAAAAUCCCUCCCAUCUAUAUAUAUUUUUUGUAUUAGUAUACAUUUUUUAUAUUUAUAUAUAUAUUUUUUUUAAUAAUAUUUUAAGUAUUUUCAAUUUUA